AAUAGGAUGAAAUGAUCAUUUGAAAGUACUCCAUGUUUUGCUAGGUAAAUCUAAUGUAACUAUAUUUGUACUGAUAUGCAGUGCAUUUUUUUUAUUUAAUUGGUUAUAAAAGUUCGGCCAAUUUGAUUCUUCUUUCACUUGAGUGGUCAAACCGGACGAAUCACCGGGACAAAGAUAGUGUUUUUAUAGCACCAUAUACAGUGCCUUAGGGUAGAGUGGUGACAGGUGUAUCCGACCCACGCCCGAAGAGCUGGAGGAUUUCGGUACUCCAGACUUCACUAUAUACAACGCCGGUCAGUUCCCAUGUAACCGUUACACCCACUACAUGACAUCCUCCACAAGCAUAGACCUCAAUCUAUCGAGGCGCGAAAUGGUCAUCCUCGGCACACAGUAUGCCGGGGAAAUGAAGAAAGGCUUGUUUGGCGUAAUGCACUAUUUGAUGCCCAACCGCGGCAUCCUCUCGUUACACUCUGGCUGCAAUAUGGGAAAACAAGGAGAUGUCGCCCUCUUCUUUGGAUUAUCGGGCACCGGAAAGACAACCUUGUCUACGGAUCACAAUAGGUACCUCAUCGGAGAUGACGAACAUUGUUGGAGUGAUGAAGGUGUGUCAAAUAUUGAGGGAGGCUGUUAUGCCAAAUGCAUUGACCUCUCAAAGGACAAAGAACCUGAUAUAUGGAAUGCUAUAAAGUUUGGCACUGUCUUGGAGAAUGUGGUUUUCGAAGAACAUACGCGAGAAGUGGAUUAUUCUGAUAAAUCUGUAACAGAGAACACUCGGGCUGCGUAUCCAAUCGAAUACAUUCCAAACGCAAAGAUCCCGUGCGUGGGCCCUCACCCAAAAAACGUCAUUCUUUUGGCUUGUGACGCGUUUGGCGUGCUCCCACCUGUGAGCAAAUUGAGUUUGGCUCAAACAAUGUACCACUUCAUUAGUGGCUACACGGCAUUGGUGGCUGGGACCGAGGUCGGUAUAAAAGAGCCGACUGCAACAUUUUCAGCAUGCUUUGGUGCAGCAUUCAUAAUGUUCCAUCCAACCAAAUACGCCGCGAUGCUCUCUGAGAAAAUGCAGAAACAUGACGCGACUGGAUGGCUAGUCAAUACCGGUUGGUCUGCUGGAAGCUACGGAACGGGUAGGCGCAUAAAGUUGGCACACACUAGGAAGAUCAUCGACGCGAUUCACUCGGGGGAACUUCUAGAAGCGAAGUACGCGAAGACGGAGGUUUUUGGGCUUGAGAUCCCAACAACGAUAGAGGGUGUGCCUUCUGAAAUCUUGAACCCCAUCAACACUUGGGCAGACAAGGAUGCCUACAAUGCAACCCUGUUGAAGUUAGGUGGGCUGUUCAAGAAAAACUUUGAGGGGUUCUUGAACUACAAAAUUGGGCCAGACAAUAGCCUGACUGAAGAGAUUUUGGCAGCCGGCCCAAAUUUCUGAGUGCUAUAUGAGCCGGCCCACAGGUUGCAAUGGAUGAUGACGAAAUACACGACCAAUAAAUAAAUUUGUACAUGACUAUGUAUGAACAUACACAUUGAUGAAAUAAGAGUAAAUAGAUCAAAUGAAAUGCUUGACUUAUGUGGUA
This is a messenger RNA of Cuscuta campestris, 1571 nucleotides long. The record is from the annotation of a GenBank genome assembly. NCBI's taxonomy places the organism in Eukaryota, Viridiplantae, Streptophyta, Magnoliopsida, Solanales, Convolvulaceae.